AUUCAUCGCGUGUCAUGCGUUAUUGCCUUUAUGGGGCAAGUGCAAUUGUCAUAUCUGAAAUAGCCUAUCAUUCCUAUUUCUGGCUGAAAAAUCAAAUUAGCAAAUAUGCCACUUCGAAAGAAAUCAUGGAAGUUAUAUGGACCAAUGAGUUGACACAAUCGUGUGUUAGUAAACAUCGUCGUUUCACCACAGCAUCGAGCUCUGGUACGGUUUCCACAUCGUCGGGAUCACCAACAAUGACCGAGUUAAAUCGUAUCGUAAAAUUACCAUCACCAAAAAAAUCCCAAUUGUCGGAAUGUUCGAAUCCUUUUUGUGCCGCCUACAAUGUCGGUCGUCUAUUGGAAUUUAUCGAUUCCGCGAAAUAUUCCCUGGAUUUGGCCAUGUACACAUUUACAUCGUACGAUUUGGCACAGGCCUUCAGUCGCGCUCUUAAACGUGGUGUUCUCAUUCGCAUAAUAUCGGAUCAUGAAAUGGCCUAUUCGAGUGGUUCACAAAUUAUUCCGCUGACCAAAGCAGGUGUUCCCAUUCGCUGCAAUAGCAACACAAUGUUCAUGCAUCAUAAAUUCUGUAUCAUCGAUUCGCCGCAGCGUAUCGAUGCCAUUUUUAAAAAGCAAAAUAAUAAAUCCGCCGCCAAAAGAUGCCAUACAAGGGGACUGGUUUUGACCGGCUCCCUCAAUUGGACUAUGCAAGGAUUCGGUGGUAAUUGGGAGAAUAUUUUAAUUACCUCCAAUGCCGAAUGUGUUCGCACCUAUGCCGAAGAAUUUGAACGUAUGUGGAAUGCUUUCAAUUUUGAUAUGAAAAGUGCUGCUGCUUCGGCGUCAACAUCAGCAGCAGCGGCUGCCGUUGCCUCACCCAAGUAG
Molecule: messenger RNA, 860 nt
Organism: Musca vetustissima
Lineage: Eukaryota; Metazoa; Arthropoda; Insecta; Diptera; Muscidae
Gene: zuc
Product: mitochondrial cardiolipin hydrolase
Exons: 2
Coding region: 15-860 (281 amino acids)
Biological process (GO): piRNA processing
Cellular component (GO): mitochondrion
Molecular function (GO): RNA endonuclease activity producing 5'-phosphomonoesters, hydrolytic mechanism
Source: RefSeq, a predicted model, not a curated record